AUGGCAGAAAAAUGCAGUGAGGGGUUGCUGGUGAGUUUGCGGGGAAUACGUCAGGUUUGAGUUGGCAUAUUCUGCCCCCUUGGAAUGCAGGGGAGAGGGAUCCAUGGGUCUCGGUGGUCGGGGGGGGGUGAUGUUGAGGAAUUGUUACUUAAUUUGUUUGCUGCUUUUCUGCACAGAUGUGCCCAAAGCGAUGCACUACAUGAGAACGCAGCAAAGCAGCAUUAGCGUAAACAGCUCAGUACCAAUUCGUUUCAAAUCAUAAUACAGCAAUCUCCACAAAGGAGUCUGUUUCAUUAAUACUGUACUGUUAUAACAUAGUACAUUCAUUUCAGAAUAGGCGGUAUAAAUCAUUAAAGCACAGUAUCAAUUUAUAUUAUUUAUCAGUUGCUAAAGCACAUUUAAGCCAGAAUUAGAUACAAUAAAGCUUUCCAGUGUAGCCAGGUUUUCAUAAAUAAUAUAGCCCGCAGGCAGUUCCUCAGAUGUGUCAAGUGCAGGAAAUCGCAGCCCUAUAUUUUACAGCUAUCAGUAUAAAAAGGUGUUAGAUGCAGAUGCAUCACAACAAUCUUAAGCAGAAGGGCAGUGGAUGUAGAGUCUGGGAAUUCCCCAAACUAAGAAAGCACACUUGGCUGCCCUCAGAUAUCUAUGAAAAGUCAUAUAACUGUUUAUCUCUUUGACAUAUGAUGGGAGGGCAUUCCACAGGGCGGGCACAACUACCGAGAAGUCCUCAUGCACCUGUCCAUUUCCUCUUCCCCCAAAUAGCCUGGGAAGUGGAAGGCAGGAUGUGCCUUUCACAGGUGCCUUUACCAGAGCUAGGCUCUUCACUUCUCUCAUAGGUGAAGUGAUGCUACUUCCCUUAAAGCCCCCCCCCCUCCACAAGUCAUCAGACAUUACCAAGGAAACAUGUAGAGUUCAGCAGGUGGGAAAUGUUAGCCCCCAUCCACACCGCUGUGUUGUUUGUGUUUUGGAUUUCUACAUUUACUGAGAGCGAGGCUCCCAGGAGACGCCUGAAAUAGCCUGCACCCCAGCCAGGGGGCACCGUGCCAGUUUCAGGCCUGGAACAUGUGGGGGAAGGGGAGUUUGGAUAGCUGCAACACACAGACACCAAAGUCCCUUGCAUUCCAUCCAUAGAGAUUGCAGGUCUUCUCUACUGCAGCAUUUCACAGGCACGUCCAUGCAUUCCUCUACACAUUUCCUCUCAUGUGCUGCUUUAUAUUUUUCCUGCAUAAAACAUCGUUUUGUAAGCACAGAGCACUCAGACCCUGACAUUCGGGCAUACAGCACAGCACUGUAUGAUCUGUGACCCGCACACACUAUUUCCUCCCAUAGCUUUUUCAAUCCACAUGUCUGCAUGUGUAUUGGAAUUGUUUUUAGAUGUUUUAAUUGUGCUAUUGCUGCUCUGCUCGCUGACCUGCUGGCUCUUUUUGGAGGAACGUCAAGAUACACAUGUAAUAAAUAAUAAUACAUCAAUGCAUGCACAGACAUAUUUUCAUGCACACAAACACACGUGUAAAGGGCUGUGCCCAUUGGGCCAUCUCCAUUCAACUGAAUGUGAUUCUGCUGAUUAGAAACAAAGUCAGGCCAGCCAGCAUUAAUCAAAAUGAAAGGAGAUGAUAAACGGGUGAACCACCUGCCCAAGUGCGGUUCAGAUUGGCUGAACCUAGACAGCAAAGGGUAUGUGCGAAAACUACUCAGAUUCCCAUAUUUGCCUGGUUGCGGGACAUUUUGGACUGUGCACAUACCCUUUGCUGCCCAGGUUCAGCACUUGGUGUUAGAAAGCAUCCCAGCAGGCCUGCAAAUGUGUGCACAUGCUUUCACAUGCACAGGCACUAAGAGCACUGCUCCUCUUUUGCUAUACAGUGGUGCCUCGCAAGACAAAAUUAAUUCGUUCCGCGAGUUUUUUCAUCUUGCGGUUUUUUUCGUCUUGCGAAGCACGGUGUCGCAAAAGCUUUGGAAAAGCUUCAAAAAUCACCAAAGUCCUCAAAAACCUCAAAAAAGGCUACCACACCACGUGCUAUGAGUUGCUCCUCGAAGUCAAGUCUCAACUGUAUUAACGUUUUUAAGAAAAAGGAAACAAACUUGUAAGACGUUUCCGUCUUGCGAAGCAAGCCCAUAGGGAAAAUCGUCUUGCGAAGCAACUCAAAACCCUUUCGUUUUGCGAGUUUUCCGUCUUGCGAGGCAUUCGUCUUGCGAGGUACCACUGUAUUGCAGUGCUCUUUGUGUGAAAUGGUAUAUAAUGACUUGCACAUCCUUGCCUUCUUCCCUUGACACAACUUUUAUACUGUUGCUCAAUGCUCUGGCUGCUACUUUUGUUUCUGGAGUCCUUUGUCAAUGUUGUUUUGUGCCCUGGGGUGGGGAAAAGAGGGUGUGCAGCGGGGAGAGUCCAGCGUAGCUUCGGAGUACGACAUAUAUUCCGAGUCAAUCUUUAACCAAUUCUGGGAGUCAAUGUUGUCAAAUGGGAAAGAGGAUGUUUGCAGAGGCUACUAGGACAAGGGAAGGGGUUGGACUAGUAGGUGAUCCUUGGGAUCCCUUCCAACUCUAUGAUGGGAAGGUGAAUCAGAAAUGCCCCUGCAUUUCACCCCACCCAGUCACCUGGCGUUGAAGUCUCCUGCUUGCUCUCAUGCAGUUCGUGUAGUGUCUCUAGGUCACUGGAGCAGGCACUCGGAGCUUUCUGGCCACAGAGAAGAAGCUAAUCCCCUCAUUGAGCUGCCUAGACAUAAUUGAAAUAGCAGCAUAAACCCAUCACCCACUAAUCGCCUAUCCCAAGACAGUAAUAGUAUCUCAGAGCCUACAGCUUCUCUUUGAGGUCCAGGGAAAGAAUGGGACAGCUCUCUCUGACACUUCUUUUUGAUGGGGCUUGAUUUUCUAAUGUCCACAUUCCCCAAAAUACCAAAUAAACAUGACAUUGGCACAGAAUGUCCCAGUCUGGGAACCACAAGCAUUUCCAAGAAGAGACAAACAAGGGGUGGUUGUGGUGUCAGUAGCACAUAAAAACCCUGUUGGUCACCUCUCUCACCUCUUUGUGUCCUGUUCUCUUAUCCCCCAGUUUGUCCUCUUGGGUAGUUCUCUUUCAUCUGAUGAGCAUUGGCGGACUUAGGUUGCAUAGGAUUUGCCCCCAGAAGAGAAUAUUUCCUGGCUUUUUCAAGGAUUGUCUGUCACAAAACAUAACUUUCUUAUCGCACAGCAUUCAACUAUUGUCAUAAUGCCUAUUUCUGAUAGGUAGUGCGGAGCAAGACAAUUAUGCAGUUGUGGGUGGGGGAAUAGUUUUGGGCCACUUGCUUCUUUCUGGAGCCACAGUAGCCAAGCCUUGUUCCCCAUCUUGUUGCAUGUUUACGUGUGUCAUGAAAUUGGCUCUAUCAAUAACUGGGGCUCUUUUGGACUGAAUCUUUGCAAAAUGCCACCUAUGCAGCUGCCCAGUCCCUUUGCUCUAUAUUGGCUGUGGAUUAACAUAAAGGCAGUAGAGACUGGGAAGUGUUGUUGACACACAGUGAGAUCCAGAAGUGCUAGUGGUAAUUAGCCUUGGAUGGUCCUUUCCAUUCAUCUGGCACUCUUUGCUGCCAGCAUCAGCCAGCAGUGCCCGGGGUUCUGAUGUUUGGACGGAUCAAAUGCCCAGGUAUGCCCAGAGGUGCCAACUUUGGUCUAUUUACCUCUUACCCAAAGUGACAUUGUGUGGAUCAGUCUGACGUUGUGGAAAAUUACAGUUUUUCAGCCGGUUGGGGAGAUGGAGCAAGCUGGGCACAAAGCCACAAGUGAGAUGAUUGCAUGGGCCAGCGAUGUCAUUCACCCAUAGUGCUAGCAUCUAUUUUGUGGAAUUGAUCAGUGUUUCAAGAGCCAGGUUUACAGGUAUCUGUGGUGCAAUGGGGUUUCUCCAUCUGGCCUCUGCCCAGGUCAGUCAGCUACUAGGAAAUCUGUGGGUACAUAAUAUUUCUGUCAAUGGGACAGUGUAUUUCCUGCUUCUAACGCUCUAGGACUAGGUGAAAGAAGGAACCAUUCAUUUUAAAACAGGGAGGAGGAGGAAGACAGACCAUUGAGAAGCAUCUAGGUCUGUUCUGCCAUUGAAGAACUGUGUGUUCAUAGUUCUGUAUGUGUAUAUAAUGCUCCCCAAAACUGGUGUGGAUGUUUCUCCUCAAAUUUCCUUGGUACUGGCACUCUGACUCCAGCCCUUCUGAGUAUGUGACUCUUAGUCCUGGACUGGCCUUGUUUUUACUUUCCGUGGAUGGCAGCAGUGCUUGCCUCAAACCCAGAGUUCUAUACAAUGUGUAAGAAAAAAUGAGGAACAGGAUUGUAGCCUCUUUCUUUCUUUCUUUCUUUCUUUCUAAACUUAAAAAGUACCCAUUGCUUUGUGACUUAUAGUUUCCAUACUCCCCGGAAAGACUGGACUUUUUCUGAUAAGGAAAUAUGAGAAAAUGCAAAGAAAAUAAAUCAGAAUGAGCGCUCAUUAAAUAACCAAUGUUGUCUGAUCGCCCUACAAGCAUCAGGAUGAAUGUUCAGUGAGCAGGCUGUGUGGAAGCGCCUAGCAAUUACAGAAAAGAGGCAGAGAUGGUAAGACAGGGAACGGUUAUGUGUCAGGUGUUAACUCUAGCUCUCAGUGCUGUGCUGUGGAGCCAACUUCUGGAGAAUUUUGUUUCGGUUCUUUCUGAUCAAGGGGGUUUGGGGUGGGAAUCCUGAUGCUGUAUGGAAUUCCUACCUCAGAGGGGUUGCUGCAGGCUGGGAAAUGCUUUCAAGUGCCUCAGGGAAAGGCAGUAUCAACAUUUUGGGAGUCCAAUGCAGGGGUGAGGGCAAAUGUGCCAGCAGGACAUUUUUAGAUCACUUGGAUCCUGCUCCCCCUCCACAAGUUCUGCAAAUGGGGCCAUCAUAGUACAGCUUGCAAACACCAGGAUGUGGGCAGGACUUGGACCUGAGAAAAACAGCUCUGUCCUGCUGCUUCCUGAGUCCGGAUGGACAAGACCUGGGCUCCAGCCAGCUACAGCAUCCCUCCAGGCUGCCUGCAGUGGGAUUGGGGCCCAGAUAGUAAAGGGGGAUGGCUAGUGUGGUAGUAAAGGGGGAUCUGCAAUAGUGUGUAGCGGACUGCAGUACCUUUAAUUCGGCUGGGAACCCUGAUUCCCAGGGAGAUGUCAGGAGACACAGUGAAUCCUGGAGAGGGUACUAAGUAGAGUGAGAGAGAGGAUGCUGAGCUCUUGAGGCAGCUUGCCUUUUUCACUGGAAUGGGGAUCCAUUCACAAAUCCCAUUUGCUGCCCUGACACUGCCUGAUGGGUGUGUGUGUGUGUUUUCUCCCAUUGAGGGGGUGGCAUUUCCCCCAGCAGAAGUCAGUGCCAGACACUCUCUCACUUGCUCGUUUUUAAGGACAUUAUGUUUUGUCCUUGGAUUUGCCAUUGCCUUUGUUUGCACAGCAACCCCUGCCAGCGCCUCCUGACUCUUGGGCAGAUUCCCUGGCUGCCUGGGGGCUUGCAGCAUCUGCUGGGGGAUUUUUAGGCAGACGGGGCGGGUAAAGAGGGCAGGGGCGUCCGUGGCAUAUAUUGCAGUGAUGACCCGGGCGGUUGUCUUCCACUUAGCUGCGGGGUUCAAGCCUAAUGAGGGAAUUUUACUUCUGGGUUUCAAGAGAUUUAAGCCUGGUUCAUGCCUGCCGGCCUCUGGCCAAACCACCCCCGCUGUGGGUGCUGAGCCUUUACUAGGCUGCGGAAGCUCCUCUGGCUGGAAUAAUAAGGGGGGAGCAGAAGGAGGGGGGUUGGUGAGGAUUUUCUGCCUGAGCAGCCCUGGAGAAUUGAGGCCGGGCUGUCAGCGGGGCCUGAGAAAGUCGCCUGAGGAUGUAUGUGUUUGGCACAGGCCUCUUUCUUUCCCUCCUUACCCACUUCCUUGCCCCAUGUUCUCCCCCCACACCCAUGACAGAGACAAGAGCUGCCACCUGUGAAUGAGGCAGCUAGAUAGGACCCAGUCCCAUCCUUUUGAAAUGCACCUAUCGUAUCCUGAGGUGUUAUAUGUACCUGGCACACCAGCCCUGUUGCUGAUAUUCACAGUGUAAUCAAGGGUAGAUGAGGCUCAACUGCAUCAAGUUGUCUGUCUACUCAGGCAAAGGCUUCUGUCACUCCAGUCCCUCAACCCCUCCAGCAUGACCUGACACACAUAUUGAAGCAUUACACCACUCUUUUCAAUGAGCUUCUAAGGGGUGCUCUGCUUGAUAGAAUAUUUGUGGGUUAUCUCUCUCUCUCUCUCUCUCUCUCUUCCCCUGAUCUGCAUCAACUGAGUGGAAAUUUAGAGUGAGUUGCUUGAAGCAUUAUAUGUGAUGUGCCAUAAGAUUGCCUAGACUCCGAGUUGCCGCUUAUCUAUCUGUACUGUUGGUCAGUGUCCCACCAAAGUACCUUCAUCACACUUGCAUUCUAGUCCUUGGGAGUUCUGCAAAUAUGCUUGGCUGUUGUCAUGCCAUAGACAGACAUGGCCAAACUUGGCCCUCCAGAUGUUUUGGGACUACAACUCCCAUCAUCCCUAGCUAACAGGACCAGUGGUCAGGGUUGAUGGGAAUUGUAGUCUCAAAACAUCUGGAGGGCCAAGUUUGGCUAUGCCUGCCAUAGAACAAAGAAUAAACAUUUAACAUGGGACACAAUAGCUAAAAUCCCAAGAAUCCUAGCUUGCUUAAGAACGUGACCAAAGCACACUUACUGGAAAAUAAGCUCUACUGAAAAUAAUUGGAUUGACUUUUGCGUAAGCAUGCAUAUGAUUGCACUGUUAUUUUUUUAAAAAUGGUGUUCAGGGAAGAUGACCACCAUAUUUGAAUUGCUAAUAAUAAGGAGUCUAUGGUUUGAAAUAUACAGGGAUUUCCAUACAUCUUGACUUUUAAAUAUUAGAAACUUUGUUAGAAUUUAUUUUUUCUUUUCUUACUGGCAGGUUUUCCUCUGAUAGUUACCUGCUGCCAUGCUGGUGGUGUUACUUUUCAGUAAUGGCUUUUCAGCUUGCAUGAUUGCAGAGAAAAAAAUGAAAACACAUGGUCCAUAUUUUAAAAAGCACAGAAUACAGAACAUUCAGAUGAGAACAUUAGUGUUUAAGGAUUCCAAAGGUCAAGACAAUAAUAAGCCUAACUUAUCAUACUCCUUACAGCUACACCCCACACCAAACUCCUGCAUAUAUUCUCUCUUCCUCUUCACUUUUGUCUGAAUCCCAACACUUAUUUACCAUAAAUAAUUUAAGAUAAAAAUCCAAGUUUUGCAAAAACCUUAAAAAAUAUUUUCCAGCCAAGUUCGGACUCUGUUCACAUAGGUUUAUGCAAACUUUAUUUUAAUUGAGAAACUGUGGCAUGUUGCUUGCAGAAUGUGGGGAUUUUAUUGCACAAUUAUUGAUUCUAAUCAUGCUCUCGUCUCAGUUCUUGUUCACCUCUGUUUGAUGGUGAUGGUAGAGAAUGGAGUAUUCGCCAGUGCUGAAGAACCAGAUGUUCCAGCACCACUAUGCCUGAGUUUUCUUUCUUUCUUUCUUUCUUUCUUUCUUUCUUUCUUUCUUAAUUUCUAAUUAGUUUUUUUAAAGUUUUUUGUGUUACAAAACAAACAGACAAAGAGGGACAGGUACAGCUAUUGUCUCCAAUUUCAAUUUGUAGUCUUUUUCACAGUUCAUUUACAUUUAAUGAGAGACACCUUUGUCAUAGACAUCUUCCUUUUGGGGGAAAUGGGAGAGGGGAUGCCUGCGUUUUCUGAUGUUGCAUGCUCAAGGUGUAUUUAAGUGCAGAAAGCCAGCAUCCUUGGUACCUCUCCUUCCUUUGACAUGCUUUUUAUAAGCAAAUACAUAUCCUCCUAUCCCUGCAGUUACAUUGAUUUGGAUAAUAAAUGGACUGCACUGGAAUAGUAGUUUCCAUUAAUGUUGGUCUCUCCAUCCCCCAGGAUAGAACACACACCCCAGCAUUGAACGCACACAUUCUUCUUCUUUGAACUUCAAAUUUUGAAGUUAUCUGAAAACACUAGUAGCUUGAAGUUACUACUUUCACAUGGGAGACCUGGAACAGAAAAAAAGGGAAGCUUUCCUUCCUGAUUAAAGCAAAAUAAUUCUUUGGGAUUAAGGGGGGGGAGCACAUUGGGCGUAUUGAACAACUUCAAGCUAAUCAUGGUUUCUAAUGGUCUGAUAUAUGAGUGGAAUAUGUUUUAAGAUAUAUAGAUCUGUCUUGACUUCUUUUGGCAUAAACUUCCCCUGCCAGGUUUCUCCCAGAGAAGUUAAAACAUGUAAAAAUAAAUAAGGUAUUUAGAUCUGUUUCUAUUGGUUUAGCAAGCUGCCCUUCAAAUCAUGCUAAAACCUUCAUCUGCCUGAGAAGAGUGUUGUAUUAUUUCCAGUGGUUGCAUGUUUCUUUACCGCACAAAAGUUGGUCUAAUAAAAGGUUUCACCUUUGGGCUAUGCUCACUUCUAACUCACCUUCUAAGAAGCUUGACUGAAUAUAGUUGCACAUAUGUGCAUUAUCUAAUCUCCAUAUAUACAAUUUCGACUCAGCAUAUUUAAUCCUCCUAAGAUGCUCCAUAUAUUGUCAACAGUAUAGGAUUGGAUCCAGGCUCAGUCCUGUUUAGAAUAGAUCCAUUUAAAUCAAUGGGACUAUAUCUUCUAAAACUAACUGAAUAUACAAACAUACUGUAGUUCUUUGGAUUUUUGCUUUAAUAGGGCUAUUUCUUAGUGGGAGUUUUCCAAUAAAGAGCCAGUAGUUAAGUACAGUUUACUUAAAACAGCCAUAGGCAACUAUAGCCAUCCCCUGUUCUAUGCCCCCAGCAUCUGAUAAUUGGAAGCUUGCUGCCUCUAAACAUGGGGGCCUCUAUUUUUAGUUAUUUUUCUAAAAGGCACUGUAUAGCUCCUAUUCCCAAUGAAUUUUUCCAGCUCUUGAUUUUGGUUUUUAAAAAACAUCUACAGUUGUAGCCACAAUCAUAUCUUGUGAAAAUGGUUUCUGUAAGUUAAUUGUACAUUAAGGCUGACAUCCUAUACCUCCCUAGGACUAAGCCCCACUGAACUGAGUAGAACUUACUUCUGAGUAAAUAUGCAUAGGAUUGCUCUGUAACUUGUACUUUCUGACAAACACUUCAGAGAGCAAGUCCUUCUAAUACCCUUUGCCAAAAGUUUUGUAUAUUGUAAUGGCAAUGAAUUAUCACUGAACUGAAAUUGAACAAAGGUUUCUAAUCUUCUAAUCCUUUGUCCACAAGAGGUUACACAGACAAAAGGUUCCAUAGCAGCCAAACUUGUUGACCGAUUUGUAUUUGCUGCUUCCCAUUGAAUUCUAUGUUGCUGUGUUGGGUGUGGGUUGAAUGUUUGAGCAUCUGACUUUCACAGUGUUUCAGGAAGGCUGCGAUUCACAGGUUGGGAGUAUGUUUGGGUUUUAAGUUUUGAUCUUGCAGAGCAUUGCUGGCUGCUUUACUAAAGCUACAUGAGAAAUGGGAAACUCUUCUUUUUGUUGAAAGGAAGUGUCCCAAGACCUGUUGUCAGCCGCUGCUGUGGGAGUUCCCGUACAUUCAGAAAAGCUGUUGCAUAAGUUUAUUCACUUAUUUCAGUUGGUUUCACAUCCACGAAGUGGUAACACCGACUGGAUGUUAGAGAAUGAGAUACAGAGAUAUGAGAUAUAGAGAAUUGUUAGAGAAUGAGAUAUAUGCAUGGUGGGGUGAGGUGGUGGGGCUCACCUCACCUCAGUUGCAUUGUUGCUGCUUCCUGGGAGGUAGAGGGUAAGGGAUGAGGCGACGAGCUUAUUUUAUAAUAGAAAUGGCAUGCCACUCUACUCUCCCUCUCAGUGUUAUAGGUGAAAUUAUGGCCCCACACAUACACAGUGAGGAAUGUACCCAUACUCCAUCUGUCUGUAAUGGAAUAUAUAGUACUCGUUUGCAGCUAUUGUCUCGGAAGUUAUUACCACCGCUCCCCCAUUCACACUGUACAACAGAAAUGGUAGGAGCCUUUACUGUCCCUUUUUAAGAGGAUGGGUGAAGUUAUGACCAGAUUUUCAGUUCACAGCAUUCACCUGCAUUCUGAGUAAUACAUUGGAAGCCUGGCUGUAGCAAAAUGUCAACUGAAGUUAUGUGCCCAUCAGUUUAGAUUCUUUUACUCAGUUUUGUGACCAAUUUUUAUUUUAUUUGUUUUAAGAUUCGUACCCAUCUUUACCUUUUCAUGAAACACGUGAUGGCUAAUGUAUUAAAAAUAUAAAACAUAUACAUUAAAAACAUGUGUAAAAUUACAGAAACAAUUUCUGGGGUGGGGUGGGGGAAGGAAAAGGAAAUCUCAUAAUAAGCAUGGUGAAGCCUUCCUAGAACAAGAAAAGUAUCUAAAAGAGUGGAAAAUAAAAAGAGGGUGAGUGAAAUAUCCUAGGGAACAGCAAUCCACAUUGUGGGUGCCAUGGCAGAAAAGGCCUUUUCUUUUGUUUCCACCUGCUGUACUUCUGAAGAUGAGAGGCCAUGAGGAACAGGAUCUCUCACUGAACAUAGAAGCUGAGUGGGUUCUUAUGGGAGGAGGCAGUCCUUUAGGUAUCUAUGAGUGCAGCCCAAAUCCCCACCCCUCUGGCAGGGCUUUGCAGAGCAGCAGAGCCACAGCGGCAUCCGCAGCCCAGCUGCUCACAGUGGUGGCAGCACACAUAUGGAUGGGGGGUAUGGAGGAGGAUUGAGCCUGAUGCCAUCAGGUGGUGGCAGCAAGACCAGCUCAAGAUCCAGCAGAUUCUGGGCCAAUUCAGCUCUACAACCUCCCUGCUCUUGGAACACCCAGGUUCUGGGGAUUUCAACUAGCCACUGCUGGUGCUGACACUGCCAGUGGGCAGUUACUCCAGUGGAAGGCUAAGCUCAGGCAUCAGUGCUGAGUCAAAAGGUAGCUCCACUCUAUCCAACCCCGCCAUGGCCAGGCCCAAGAGGGGUUUUGAUUGCUGUGUAAGCAAACCAUCAAUGGCUUUAAAGGCAAUAAUCAGCCCUUUGGAUUGUGCCUGGAAGCAAACUAGGACCCAGUGUACUUUGUACAAAAGAGGGGUUGCAUGUCCCGAAUAAACCAGCACCUGUUAAGUCUAGCUCCUGCAUUUUGAACUACCAGCAGAUGUUUCCAGGUAGCUCUGUGUAUGCAUUACAUUUAUCCAGUAUAGAUGCAACUAAGGCUGUGGCCAGAUUUAUUCCCUUCCUGUUCCCAUCUGGAAAUCUACUUGUCCAUAGGAGCCUUUGGUCAGGGCCUGUUCUCAACCUUCAUAUGCUGAGCCUGAGAAUAAAUAUGUGCCUAGGAAUUUAAAACCCUUCCAAAGCUUGCUCCCACUCUUCCUGGGUUCCUGCAGGGUGUAUGUAUCUUUGUCGUGGACACAACUGAGAAACUGGGAGUAAGAAGGGCAUGCCAGAAACUCUGACCUGCUUCAAGGUGAUAUACCAGUGGGGGUGAGGAGAGGAGAUGUACAAAUCCCUUGGUAUGAAGUGGGUGGGUGUGCUGUUGUGAAUGCAUGUAAACCAAAAGGUGCAAGCCGUAUGUGUGUGUGUGUGUGUACACACAGGGGAAUCGUUCUAAACAAUUGAGCUAAGUCUGCAGCUGAAAGAAUCUUUUGUGGAGAGUUUCAGUGUACAUUCAGUUAGUCUUUAUACAUGUUCAUCGGCAGAUAAUACAACUAAGCACACCCCGUUGAACCUGUAGUAGAUCACUGCAACACCCACCAACACCCCAAAGAUGUCCAGAGACAGGUACGUGGCCCUGUAACACAGUUAUUGCGAUGUAGAUUGGCACAGUACAUGAUGUGACUUUAAGAUUAUUGGACCACAGAGACUAGCAAAGAACACCAUUGUCCUAAGCAGUGAUAGUAGGUGACAUGGACUUUUACCCAUGAUUCCUGUGCUGGAUUUAUCUCCAAGGGAAAGAUGAGAAGUGACAGCAAAGGGACUCAUAGAUGGAACCCCAAACCCAGUGUGAAGCUCUUCUGUGAUAUGGCACAAAUACUUGUGUGGUGGUUUUAAAUGGAAAGACGCUCUCUUUCUUGCUUUAAGUUUGUUGUUGUAAAUGGUUUAAGGUAGAAUAAAGUCUUUGUACAUAUUUCCAGUUUAGAAGAAUGACUAAGCUUCCAUUCAGCUCAAGAUUUUUUAGCAAGGCUGGGUUUCCUGAGACUGACCCAUCCAGGAUUUAUGUAGCCCUUGCAGAACACGGUUGUUCUAGUUUGAGAUGUUUGAGCAUGUUCCUUCUGUGUUCUGGUCAUAAGUAUCUCCCAUUAAAAAUAAGCCACCCCCAAGAGCACAGUUUCACCCUGCAGUUUGGUGUCUGAUUUCCUGAAAUGUAAGACAUUUGUAUCUGCACGGAAAGCAUUUUCAUUCUGCCAACUGUAUUUUUCCUUCUUUGCAUUAGAAUGAAUGUAACUAACAAGAAUGAAUGUGUCUCCUUUGCCCUUUGCUUUUAUAUCUGACAUAGGAUUCCUAUCCUGCCUAUCCUGUCUAGCUCCACCUUCUGGCUGAAUUAGACUCUGUUGCUGGCAUGACCCUCAAUUUGCCUUUUGCAGCUGUGGUGGCAAGUAGGUUUUGCAGAGUGGGACUUACUGGUUCUAAGCUAGUAUUGCAUGCCGACUGCCCCCAUGCGUGGCAGCUUAUCACUGGACCAUGCCUUGUCCAUGUGUAGCAAUGGCAGCCCCCCAGACCCCAUCUGGUCUCUCCCCCCCCUUUCUCUGCACUUCCCUGCCAUGUUCUGCUGUCUCAUUCACGCCUCAUUGGGCUCCUUGGACAGUUGAUGCUCAGGAAACAGCUGGGGUGCUCGAAGCCAUAGUAGGGGAGGUGGUGAGGCUUAGCAUUCUAUCAAAAGCAGUAAAGACAACAAGAGCAUCCCUAAAGAACAAGGCAGGUCAGACUGAGUCCAAAAGGGGAGACUGAGAAACAAGUUCUUGGUGCCCCUAUGAGGAGCCCAAGUUGGAGAAAAUAGAAGACAUUUGUUGUGCCAUCUUAACUUCCCCUCUUUUCUGUUGCUCAUUGUUGUCACCAGAUGGUCAGCUCAGUGCAUGGUGACUUCAUAAAUGGUUACCAUGGAGAUGGCUUUGAUGACAUCAAGAGGAAGGGAGAGCAGCAGCAGGAUGUGGCAUGUGGUCCCUGGAGGAAAGGCAACCUGGGAUGGCUCUGUGGGAUCACAUGUCCCUAAAGCAGCUUCGCCAAUCUGGUGCCCUCCAGCCGAUGGGAUUUGUAGUCCAAAACAUCUGGAAGGCACCAGGCUGGUGAGGUCUGCACUAUUGGAUAGGCUUCCCUUUCCACUUGGAUAAGUUGUUGCUCUUUUCCCUUCGCCACUACCUCAAUCAAUUUUGGGAACCUUUGCAUCUCAAGAUAGUGGGAUAAAGGUUCAGAAAGUUAAUCUAAGCAUAUCUGGUUCAUCCACCCAAAGAGCCAGAACUGACCUAAGAUGAGGCAUUGUUAAAACAUGGUGGGGAUUAGGAUAUAUUUAGCAGCACUGCACAUUCACAGAGUGGAUUGCACCCUAAUACCACUGUGAUACAAAGUCAGAAGGUCUCAGUGAGGAAUGGAAUGGUUUAAGGCAAUGAGUGAUAGCUAGUUUUACUCAGUGUCUACUCUGAGCAAAACCCAGACUCACAUAUAGGAAAGUGUUUUACACCAGGUCAGUCCAUCUAGCUCAGUAUGGUCAACAAGGAUUGGCAGAGGUUCUUUAGGGUUUCAGACAGAUCUUUCUCUGCCUUGCCUGGAGAGGCCAGGAAUUGAACCUGGAACUGUAAGCGUACCACUGUGCUAUAGCCCCUCUCUACUGGAAGGAGAACCUGCAGGCAGGGGUAUUGCUGAACCCCAGGUUUUUUGCAAUAGGCUCUGGAUCGCCUACUCCUUUGCCUCUUUUUUGGGGGGGGGGACUUUUUAAAAACAAGUUUGCAUAUAGGACAGCUGGGCACACUGCAGAGUUCACUACCGGUGAACCCACUACCUUAGUCACCCGCUACCUUAGUUUCCCUUAAAUAUCUAUACAUUUAAGUUAGCAUAGGGAGAUUGAAUGCAAAUUUAUGUCAUGAACCCAUGUAUCCAGCAAUAUGCCUGCCUAAAGGUUUCCACUUAUUUAUUUAUUUAUUUAUUUAUUUAUUUAAAUUUGCAUACUGCUCUCUACCUGUAGGUCUCAGGGGAGUUCACAACACAAAGUUACAAUGUACAAAGCAAAAAAUUUGUAAGAAAAAUAAUCAAAGCACAAAAUAUAUGAUAAAAAUAAUCAAAACAAUAAACAAUUGUGAUGUACAGUAUAGACACUAAUAAACAAUACACUCCCCAACAAAAGCCCCUAAACAAUGCUCCAGCCCACCCACAAAUACAAAUAGAAAAUCCAAAUUAACAUAUAACAUUUAAAAACAAUUUGAAACAACCCCAUCCUCCCAAUAAAACAGCACCCAUCCAAGUUAAAACCACAUCCCCGGGAAAACAAUAACUUUAACACAAGGGGGCUGGCUCACACCCUCGUUCCACCCCCACAGUGCUGCCACCAAAGGGAUAACAACUCCCCUUUGCUGUUGCCCUUUGGUGUUGUGCCCCUUUCAGGGGCAGCCUUGCCGAGGGUGUCCCCACCCCCAGACAGGCAGGCUUCAUAGGGCUGCCCCAGCACUGAUCUUCCACCUGGGACCUCAAACCUACCAUCUUGUCAUAGUUCUCGGUAUUCUCUGAGUGGCAGAGCUAUCUGGCCAAGGCAUGGCUACAGAACACACACACACACAUCCAAGGGUGACAAGGAGAAAGAGAAAACUUGACUCUCACAAUCAAGCCUUCGACACCAGUCCAGGCCCAGUGCUAGUUAGCUAUAUCCUAAGCAGACUGUGGUGCUAUAUACAGGCCCCUGCAGAGGGGCAAGUGGCUGCGUACAGUUGCCAUUGACCUCAGAGGGCUAAGCUAGCUGUGGGGCAGGACCUACACUGCCAUGCCAAGAACUAGACUCAAGCCUGGCUACACACACACACGUACACGUCUCAGAGCUGUCUCUUUACAGCUCUGACUUCUUUUCAGCUCUGUGACUGGCUGGGCUUUUUGGGAUGCCCUACAACAGGUGGGUGCAGGCAGAAGUCCCUAUAAGGCCAGGGGUGUGUGCCAAGCCAAGACUUAAAUAGCUCAGCAAGGAAUACUGUAUGUGAGCACUGUGAAUGAGUUGUUAUGAAAUCUGUUUGGGCCCAGGAUGCCUGCCUCUGCAGACUCCAGCAAGACUGUAAUCCUGUGCCAGGUAUUACUGCCUCCAAGGAGCCGGGCCAGGCUGAAAGCACAGGCGCUGAGCCCGCACUGGGUUUGGGAGAGGCCAGUGGGGGGGGGGGCGGAAGCGGGUGGAGUCUCCUUCACUGCAGGAGUAAGAAGAACUUAAGCCCUUCCUGGCUGCCUUUCCUUCUUGGCGCCCGGCUGCUUGCCCAAGCGCUGUGGGGUCUGAGCCCAUCUGUGAGGCAGCCCCCCCCUUCUAGUGCUAGCUAAUUGAAAGGGAGGGGCAGUCAACAGCUGGAUGCUGCUAAUGAGGCCUCAUUAGGCGAGGUCAAGCUGAGCUGGCUCUUUCACCACACUGAGUGCCUGCUGGGCAAAUGGGAAAGGGUUGCACCACUAUUGGAUGCAAAGCGGAGCAAGAGGCCCCACAUGCUCCUUCAGCCCUGCACCCCAGAGUUCUCUCCAUUUCCAAAUGGAAUUGGGAAGUCAGGGUGGGGAUGUCAGAGUUGGGGAUGUUGGGGAGGAGCUGUAGCUCAGUGGUAGAACAUUUGCUUUGCAUGCAGAAGGUCACAGGUUCAGUCCCUGGGAAAGGUGGGUCAAGGGUCUGACUUGAUCAUAGAAUUGUAGAGUUGCAAAGGACCCUAAGGAUCAUCGCAAGUACUGCUGCAGCAGGAAGGUAAAUGGUGUUUCCAUGCGCUCUGGCUUAUGUCACUGUGUUUCAUUGCUCCAGAAGCGGUUUAGUCAUGCUGGCCACAUGACCUGGAAAACCAUCUGUGGACAAACGCCGGCUCCCUCAGCCUGAAAGCAAGAUGAGCCAUAGUUGCCUUUGACUGGACUUAACUGUCCAGGAGUCCUGUAGUCCAGCCUCCUGCAAUGGAGGAAUAUGCAACUGUCCCAAACAGGGAUCAAACCUGCAGCCUUGGCAUUGUCAGCUCUAACAACUGAGCUAUCCAGAUCUUGAUAAAUGAUAUACGGCAGCUUUCCAUGUUGCUGUGCAUGCAAGUCUCAGCUUCAGGUAAGCCAGAUCCCUGCCCGGGAGCUGUUUGCUGCAUCUCUACCUGAAGGUGCUUAUAGCUGGCUCCAUAGGCCAGUGGAUAUAAUGGGAACCAUUUGCAUAGAAAAGGUACCCAGUUCAGUCCCCAGCAUCUCCAGGUAGAGAUGGAAAAGUGUUCUGGCUGAAACCUUAAAGAGUUGUUGCUAGUUGAAUGUAGACACUACGCAGCUAGAUAGACCAAUGGCCUGGCUUUGGUAUAUGGCAGCUUCCUAGGUCCUGGUUCAGUGGGAUCUGAAUACUGAAUGCUGGGAAGGAAUGAGCCACACUUGGAAAAUGAAGUACAUCCAUAACCUCUCAAGAGCAAUUCCACAAAGGACCCUUGGAAAGCAAAUGGAUAUGGGCUGUACGACAGGGAUAGACCUCCAGGCUCAUUUUGCUUGGUUUAGCCAUGCUGGUCAAAUAUAUCCUGACACUGCCUUGCACCCUCCAGCUUCAUUUGUUUGUAGCCUGAAAGCAUGAUGUGGAAUUUGCUGGGAUUCCACGCUCUUUCUUCGUUCCCUCUGAGUCUUUACCUCAUUCCCGUUUGUUCAUCGUUUACCAAGUACACUUUCUGCAGUGGGACAAAUAGGCUCAGGGGAAAUGCUUUGAGCGAGAGGAGUUGCAUGCUGCCUUUCACAGCAGUUCUGCCCUGACCCAAUCUUUAAUGAAAACCAAAGCACUGGAAGAUCCGACUGCAAAUCUCCCAGAUAACAUGAUGAGCUUUCCUUGUGUACUGUAGGUUAUCACUUGUUAGGAGGAACCACCUUUUGUCCAUGAGAGUGGAGACUAGGCUGCAUGUGCACCAUACAUUAAAAGUAGCUCAUGAAAGGUGCUGGGAAUCGCAGCUCUGUGAAUAGAUAAACUAUGAUUCCCAGGAUUUGGUGGUGGUAGGGUGUAUACAGCCUUAAUAGCAGAGGAAAUGGGUGAUCCUAGGUCCUUCUGGGAGUGUGGGCUCCUCUGUGUGUGUGAGAGAGGGAGAGAUUGCAGCAGUAGAGGGGAGCCAUGUGGCUGGGUAUAGAAUGUUGGCGGGUGCUGGGCAGCGCGGUGCUGGGCACUGGGCAGGCGGGGGCAGCAUGGUGCUGGGAGAACUGAGCUGAGAGUAAUGCCAAGUUCAUGAGGGAGAGGCAAGCACAUUAUCGCCCCAGUAGCAGCGGGGCUGGAUGUGAAGGAGGCAGCAAACAGCCACAGCUCUAGCAACGCCCCAGGAUACCGGGAAUGAGCAGCCAAGGGGUUCCCUGCCCCCAAGAGCAGGUCAGUGGGGAAUCUUCCCUAAAGCCCUAAAGUGAGGGGGAGGGGAGGGAGCUUUUUCCGAUGGGGGAGGAAGGAUUUGUGUGAGUGUGUGUGUGAGUGUUCAAGUUCCACAAAGAAGCGAGGGGGUCCUGUUGCUGCGGCUGCCACAGCAAGUUUAAAAAGGGGGUAAAGGGGAGAAGUUAAUGCCGGAGACUCAAUGAAAGCUGGUAACCACACUCUCUCAAAGCCUCUUUGUGCUGGCUCCCGGGGAGACAGCGCAAAGAGGUGAGGAAUUGCCAGGCUCAAUGUGGCUCAGGCAUCACUGCCAGGCUGUUUCUCAUGAGGGUGGAGAUGCAUAAAACACUUUGGGGGCUCCAGCCCAUAAACAUACAGGAGUGCAGAAAGGGGGGGCUGCUGCUUGGCUGCCGUUCCAUCCGCUUUAUGAAGCCAGAAAGUCUGCAUUUAAGGUUGGUUAUGGUUGUAGGUGUGAGUGAAUAAACUUUUGUGGCUGCACAUGUGCAUUAUCCCCCCCGCUGGAGACUUCAGUAAGGUGGCCUUUUUCUUUUUGAGAGCUCUAGCCCUUGCUUUCUUGUAUUGCUCCCUUCCAUCACCUUAUGGUGUGUGUUGUCUGGUAGCAGGAAAUGCUUUCCAGCACUACUCAGGCCCUACACCUUUGGGGUCACCAUUGUACCCUCACAGCUUAUAUACAUUAAAUUCCAUUUGCCAGCUGGAGGUGUGGGGAGCUGCUGUGUUUCCCCGUGGCCUCUAGAGAGAGCCAGAGAACAGAAUUUACUGCAUGAGGGGCUGUAAAGACCAUGUAGCUAUUGGUAACUCCACUUCCUGCACACUUUAGCACAGGGGUGGGGAACCUCUGGCCCACGGAGCAAACUUGGCUCACCAGAGGUUCAAAUAUGGCCAUCCACCCCAGCUGCCCCACACCUGAUGUCAUAUAUGACGUUAGGUGCGGGGCAGGUAAGAUGCAUCUGCCAAUGCACAAUCAGGAACCUUGAAGUGCACUCCUUGUUGUGAAUUAGCAAGGGAAAACAGGCUUGCCCACCACCAAUUUGUGGAUCGGAAGCCUGCUGGAUUGGCUGCAUGUGGUGCUUUGAAGUCAUAGCUUUGAGACCUCAAAGCACUGAUUUCCUUGUGCAGUCAGGUGAUUGACAGGUGGGAAGCCUCACCCACCUGUCAAAUUUGGCCUGUGAGGCUAGAUCAGAUCCUGCUAAGGAUCUGGCCCAUGGAGCCAAGAAGUUUCCCCUCACUUUUCUUAGUAACACCUGCCCAGAACUUUUGAUGCUCUGUGUGGAGUAAAGGGGAAGUUUCAGACACUGAUGCACUGAUUGCACUGCUGGGACAGUGUCUGUGGUCAGGGGUUUGGACAAGGAAUUUAUCUGAGCCUUUGAACAGAGGCAUUCCUGAAACAGAUUGCAGGAUACAUGCUCUCAGUAACUUUUUAAAAGUGAAAACAACUAAAAGCAAGAAGAAAAGGCAUCAACAAGGCCAGCCCUACCAUUAGACAGAGUGAGGUGACUGUCUAAUUUACCAGGUGCUGGGGUGCAAUGACAGCAGCCCCUUGGGUAUUCCUCCUGGUGAGUUCCCGGACCAUACCAUUUUGUUGAGGACAAUGCUGCCUUGUGACAUAUCCUGCAACCACAGAAGUAGUCUGCUGCCCUCAGGUAUGGUGGACACUAUACCAUUGCUAGUAUUGAAAUAAGAUUUAAAUGCUAGUCUAGUUGGCUUCUGUACAUGGAAUGGUGAGAUGCCCUUUUGUCUUUUGCCAAAGGCAGCAAAAUGUCUUGCAUCAGCCACAAGCAAACAAUACCUUUAUAUGCAUGGCUUUCAACACAAAGUAUAGUAUAGGGUGAAUAGUCAUAUUUUUGGUGAUUUGUCAGCAGUAAAUUUAAAAGAGAGGAAAUUGAACCUUUUAAAAAUUGUAUUAAUACUGACUUGGUUAUACUAUCAUUUUCACAAGAGAUAUCAAUACUAGCAAGAAACUUCAAAUACUGGAAGCCAGCUGCAAUUUGUAAGUUCUGCAACUUGGUUUGCGGUAAGGGGAACACAGCAUUUUUGCACUUCUAGAAGAAGUCCCACAGCCAGCAAGAAUGACUUAAAAAAAUGAAAAUCGCGUUCAGUUCCCUUAGUUUUGGAUGUACCAAGAAAUAUACUAUGAAACUUUAAAUGAAGUAUCAGAAUGACUACAAGUACAAAAGAAAAAUCAACUCAUUAAUUAAGAUUAUUGGGGGUGGGACCUAUUACUGUUUUUUUCUCAUAGCACUUUGGAACAGGUUUCAUAUUUUUAGGAAAGAUAUCUAGGAACUGUCUCUAAAAAACGGAACACCAACUUCACCAAAUCUCAACACCUGCAAGCAAAUGUAUUGCUUGCAUCACAACCAGAGCCAUCGUGUUUAGGAUACCCCCUCCUCUCCCUUCGGCAAAGACUUUUGAGUUUCCAUUGCUACUUUUUUGUGAAUCAGUCUUGACUGCACCCUUCCGAAGGCAAGAGCCUAAACCAGAGAUGGGGAACCCAGGAGUGGAUCUGCUACGAAACUAAUGAAAUUUAAACUUCAGGGCCCUUAAUCCCAGAGGGGCCCCAGAAGCAACUUUCAUCCACAUUGCUUUUUUUUUUUAAAAAAAAAAUGGGUCUAGUAGACUCAAUUUGAGUUGCAUGGCUCAAAUUGAUUAUUUAUUUGUUUUAGUAUAUAUUUCUCAGACUUUUGAGAGUCAGUAGCACGGAUGUUGUAAAGAUUGUAAACAACCCAACUGAAGAAGAUAACAGUGGUUAUCCAGACCUAAUUGCUGGUUGCAAAGGGGCUCCCAUAACAGUUCAACAAUUAAGGUCUGCCACUGGGCCCUCCAAAUAAUUGCUGCACUGCAACUCAUCUCUGACCAUUGGACAUGUUGUCUGGGGUUGAUGGGAGUUGUAGUCCAGCAUCUGGAGAGCCACAAAUUGCCUGUAUGUGGGCUAAACCUUGACUAAGUUAAUCCCACCUACCCAAAAUCCUGGAUGGUCACAGUAGGACCAUCUUCCAACCUGACUUGUGGGGCUCCGAUACUGCAGUCGAUUUCCUUGCUGUUGCACUGAAGGUGAUAGCUACCAAAGCUGAUCUGUCCCAUUUAAAGGAAGUCUGAGGCCAGAUGGAUAGUGGUUGCAGUUUGUGUAUGGGUUGGAGUGAGGAGAGUUGAGCGCUGCGUCCCCGGCUCACUCCUUUAUGCCUCUUUUAAAACCUCAGUUUGCCUAUUUAUUUUUAUCCUGCAUUUGAUGGGUUGAUGCAUAGAUUUAAUCAGGUCAUAUGUUUUACCCUCAGUUGCUUUCUGUAGCAAUUUAAGGUUCAGCCUGGGUGCCAGAUGGAGUCCAAACCGUUGUUAUAGUCAGUGAAGCAGACAAAUAAUUUCCGUGAUUAAAAAGAAGUUUGCUCAUCAGUACAUGAAGGGAGGGAGGGACAUCACAAUUGGUGACUUCUUUUGCAGUGUGGAGCAACAUUUCCUUUCAAAGGUUUACCCAAAGUGAGAUUUCUGAUUUGAUGAACUUGCUACAGAUCAUACAGGUGGUUCUGUAGCUGCUUUGGGGUUAUGGGUUGCAUAAUGAAUUCAUCCUGCUCCCAGCUCAAAACUAUGUUUGAAUUGCGCUGGGCCAAAUGCAAUUCAAUGUCACCUUGUAGAGCUGUGUGUGUAUAUAGAACUUGUGGUGGCAUAACUCUUAUUUUUGGAUGCACAACCUCAGUUCCUUAUUCUUUUCUACCUGUUUUGGCUAUUCUUGGCAUGCUGGACAGUGCUACUUUGAUUUGCUGCCUCUGUCCAUUCAACAGGCUCCCUUUAGUUCAACAUCCAUUAAACCAUACAGUAUUUUGAAUUAAGAGGGUGGUAAUAAAAGCAAAUAAUGUAUGGAGGAAAUAUAUAGAAUAGUGUUGAGGUAAGCUUACAGAGAAGCACCAGAGUGACAAGAAUCAUUAGCUGAAAGCUCCAUCACAGGGUGUGAAUUUGAAGAGCAAUUUAGGGGUGGCAGAUUUUCUCCAAAAUAUGCUGCCCCUGGGCCCUAACUUUAAGAGCUCUAGCCCCUGAACUGGCAGGUGGGAAAGUGCCUCCAAGAUGGCACCAAGGAUGCACAUGGCAAGCAAGGUUUUUUUUAGUCAUCCAUCUAGGACAACCUUCCCCAAUCUGUGGCCCUCUGGAUGUUAGUAGACCAUAAUGCUCACUCUCCUGACCAUGGGCCAUUCUAGCUGAGGCUUAUGGGAGUUAUAGUCCCACACAUCUGGAGGAUAGCAGGCUGAGGAAGGCUGAUUGAUCUAUGUAAUCUUUUUUCCAAAGUGCCACCAUCCUAUAGCAAUUCCAGAGAAGGAUGAGGUGGAGAAAACAUCCCACCUGGGAAAGCAGCAUGUCUCUUCCAUCCCCGCAAUUUAUUGCCUAGCACCAUUUUGGAAGUGCUGCUUCCUACGCCAAAAGGAUUCAGGUUUGGGGGCAAAUGAAAUGAGAAGCGCCCCCCCCCCCCCGUGCUCAUACUUAAUAUGUGUUGGAGAAGGAGAAAAUCUAUAGAAUGAUAGUGAAUGCAGUCUAAAGGUUGUAGCAAAAGAAGGCAAAGAAAAGAAAAGAUCAGCCCUGUCCAUCAAACACUGAAUAAUAUUUAAUUUGAUGCUUGGAUUCACUAUUCUUAAUGUUAUCUUCUCACUGGCAUAAUAAUCCACUCUUUCAACAUCUCCUGAUUCAGGCAUCUCCCUCCAAUUAAAUAUACUUUCACAUAUUGUGUGAAUAGCAUCUAUUAUGUUAUUUUAUUUUAUUACACUUAUAUCCCUCCUUUCUUCUAUCAUGGGAUCCAAGGAGGCAUGCAUGUAGUUCUCAGGCAAUCCAGCCACAAACCUGUUUAGCAUCAGCCAAGUGGUGACCUCCUGUGCCUUCAGAACACACCUGGGUAGCAGCACCUCUGCUGGAUGUCCCAUGUGACUUUUACUAAAAUGUUUGGGCUUCAGACUGAAGCAUAGAACCCUCAAUAAGGUAAGAAAGGUCAUCUCCCCUCUGACCCAUUGUAUAUUGAGUACAACACUGAUUCAAUGCAAUAAAGGUGCAGUAUGUGAAGGUGAUCAUGGGAGCCCUUUGACCAGCACGGCUGGGGGAAUUGGGAAAAGCUUUUCUGGUAAUAUCUGCUGCUUCCUCUUUUCCUCCUGACUUCCACUAGAAUAUUUAGAAACAUACACGUUGUGCAGCUCCUAGCCUAGGAUGAACAUUCUGUGCCCAGUCUCUACCCACUGGCACUCCAAAAUGAUCUUCCCUGUUCCCUUUGGUACUGAGGGCAUCAUGUUGUGAACAGCUUGACUCCAGCAUGCUCUAGGCUUCUUGUUGUUGAUAUAAGCUGAGCAGCUAGUUGUCUUCUUGCCUGCACUGCCCCAGAGUUGGAGGCUUUGUGGGGUAAUGAGUGGGGGUCAGGUGAGGCUCCAGUUGACUCAAGCAGUGAGUGAGCUGGGAUCAAAAGAGGGAUUUCCCUUGGCUCCUAGCUAAGCCUUCCUUGCCACCUGGCUUCUAGCCCAGACCUGCUUCUCUUCCUUCACCACCGCAAGGGCAGCAUGUCCCUUGGGAACCACUUGCCGGAAGGGGCUGUGCAGCUGACAGGAGCUUCUCUAGCAUAAAUCCUGUUGCCUGAUUGAAGCCUCCUUCUGGAAGCAGCCCAGUGGCCUUACAAGCUCAGCCAUGAGGCCCACCAGUUGAGCCAACAGGUGAAUUAGCAUAAGAAAGGUAGCUCUUGCCAGGGAGUCCUGAUGGAUGAGCAUGAGGUGGUAUAAGAACUUCCUUCCCCUUCUCAUGCCUAUGAAAUCCUGCUGUGUCUCUAGGAGAAACCAUGGGUGACUCUCUGAUCUGUGUCAUCACUUGGGUCAAAUUCAGUAUGUAUUUGUACCACAUUUGCUAUGCAACGGAGGGCUCGUCUACACUUCCGCACUUCCGCUUGUCCCAUGCCUGGAAAACAUGGGUCUGAGUGGUUUUGCCUGUGCCCCACAACUUCCUGAAAGCCUUCUGCUUAGUGCUAAAUCAGAGCAAAUGUCAAUCUGGACAAAAACCCAACUGAUUUUUGCUCCAAUUCAGCAGUAAAGAUUGGGUUUCCCCGAGGGCAAGCAGCAGGGCAUGUGGAAGUGUGAAUGAGUCCUGACUUGAUGGGUGCAGGUAGGAGGAUGCAAAAUCAUGCAUAUAUGUGAAUAUAGAUGCACACACACUUUUUCUUGAAUUCACCAGCAUUGUAAGUAAAAAGUGAAGUUUGUGGUACUUUCCCCUUUUGUGCUUUGUUAGAGGAAGAAGCAGGUUAAUGGCAUCCAUGGGGAUUCAGGGUAAAUGGCUCCCCUAGUUCUGCCACCUCAAACUAUUGCUCAGGAUCAGUUCUAACAUGGCUCCGGCUGAAUAUGAAAACAUUUGCAGCAUUUGCUUUUGUCCAUUGAGGCAUUGGUAUUUCCGCAAUAGUCACAAAUAGUGAGGAAAGGUAUAGUACUGCACUCAUAUGGGGAUAGUGGCAGCACCAGGAAGAAUCUAUAUUCAGGAGCGCACCAGGGAUAAAGAGCCUUCCUGGGGAGGUGAACAUUUAAAAAUGCAUUUCCCCCCUCAAGUAACCACAACAUUUCAGUAAUGGGAGAGAGGCAAGCUAAAUGUCCGGAGAAUGGUGACUGUUUGCACUCAUUCCUGGUGCACUGCCUAUGUGGGGAGGAAAUCCAGGCUUAACAAACAGCAUUUAAGGAGGGCUCACAAUUCUGCCAGAGGGAGAAUUUGGUAGAAACCCGUGCUUCCACAGCAGACCAAGAACUUGGUAGCUUUCAUCAUGAUUGUCUGGCACGUAAGGUGAACUUUGUGAUACAUUUAUACCUGCACAAAAGCAUCUUGCACCAAUAUAGUGUGAUGAAAUAGCUGCACCAUGUCAGUACAGGAGGCCCCUGUGCAUACAUACUGAAACCAAGGACAUCACAGAGCUUUAAAGAGAAAUUGCAGUGUAAAACCACUGAAUUCAUCAAGAGGUUCAGUGCUAUAAUUUGUUGACUGAAUUGGAAAUUUGGGACAAUGUUUAUUUGUUUAUCACACUCUGCGUGCUACCUAGUUUACAAAUGUCAGGGUUUCUGUGUUAUCAGCAACAACUGUUUUGUAAAUUACCACUGUUAUUUACACAAUUUAUUACUACCUCUGGCAUCAGCAUUUGCAAUUCUUCAACCCCCACCAAUAACCAUGUGAAGAUAUACUUGCAACUUUAUGUACUUGAUGAAAUCAACUGUAGUCCACAAACGUUUAUGCCGUAAUUCUCUUUAUUAAUUUGUUGUCCUUUAAGAUGCCACAAGACCCUUUUGUUGUUGUUGCAAUAGGCUAAGACAGAUACCACUCUAGAACUGCCAAGUACAAAGUCAGAACAGAAGCUUGGAAUCAUAAACUAAUAAUGAAAGUGUGUGUGUCUGCCUACCAGCUUGUUUUAGACUUUUCAUUUUUAUCCCACUUACGGACUUUAAUUCAGUACUACUUAAGUUAUUAAACUGGUGGCAUCCAAACCAUGAUGUCCAAACUAAGAAACUGUGGUUUGAAUGCUCCCUACAAACCAAGAUAGCAGUCCAUGGUUUGUUAUCCUGCUUGACAGGGAUCACUCAAAUGAUCAUUUCCUAGUUCAUAUAUUGUUGGAAACUCAUUCAGGAAACAAGGAAAUGUUGAAUUAAGGAAGAGAAAAGGAAAGAGGCAGGAGUCUGUGUUCUCAUAGCUUAUUCUUUGGUUUGUUGGACCAGGGUUGUUGUUGCUGCUGCUAUUUUUAAAUUUAUGAAUCACUUUCUUAUGUCUGAUCCAAAUGGAAUCCUCUUCCACAAGUAUAGAAAGGUGUGUGGAACUUUCCCCCUAGAAGCUGGUGUAGCUGUUCCUUCCCCUAUUGGGUUAACCUCUUGCUGCCCCUAGGAAUACCCAGCAACUCAUUCUUCCCCAGGGUCCCAUACAUGGUUCUUCUCCUAUUCCACCCCCCUCCAGGAGGUUCUUAUGCCCUUGGAUCUGGAGCAUGAAUGAGCUGCUGGAUGCUUCCUGAGGAUGCUUGACAGGCCUUGGGUGGGAAUGCGUGAGCAGGCUGUAUUGCUGCAUGCCCUGGCAAUGUAAUGAGAGCCUGUUACAGGGGAGUCCUGCUGGCAAAAUGGGGAAAAACAAAAUAAUGUUAAAAAACAAAAUAAUGUAACCAUGGAGAAACAGUGCUCUUCUAUACAGUAACUACCAGCCCUUGUUUCUGGAAAGUUCUGUAUAAAAGUAUUCAAGUAAGUGACUUUACACAUAUGUAUAGAAAGAAUGCCAAACAGAAUAAUUAACAUCACCAUUGAAAGCUGCAUGACCAUAUAUGCUCCUAGGUAGUAGUAUAAAGCUGAGGCAGAAUUUAGUAUAAAAUAUGUUUUAUACUUUAUUUAAAGCACUGGUUUAAAUCAGCCCUUGUUCUUGGAGGAUAUCAUUAUAAAUCUACCCAAACAGUGAAACAUUCUGUCUGUAUGCGACAGGUAAAAUUGCUGCCACCAAUAUAUGAUUUGGCCAGACCCGCCAAAUACCUGUUUUCUUGCCAAGACAGUUUUCCUUCAUGAAAAGUCAACUGAUUUAAUUUCUGACCCACUGUGGGAGCUAAUUCACAUGUCUUCCUCUAAUAAGGGAAUGUGUGAUCCAUUCCUGCCCUGCUAUAGCCACUGCUUGUCUUGGCUGCCCAAAAAUGGCAGGGUUGGUAGUUUCUUCCAGUAGGUGACAGAAAGGCAAUGGUAACGGAGGAUUAGCCUCGGUACUCACCUCCCCCUAAGAAGUAGUAACAGAAGCAGUGGAGGACCGAUUCCCUGCAUUUGUUUGCAAAGAGUGGCUUGAUCCUAACAUGCUAAGAAGCAGCAGUGUAUGCUGGGAGUUGCCCAAGUCAAUGGGCCACUUCCAUGAGUUUCACUCCAGCCUUCUCUUUGAGUUCCUGUUGGGAGUUCUCUGCCCAACAGACCACCACGUGGCCAGAGUGAACUGAGCUCCCAUUAAUUAAGCAGAACAGAAGCCUCAUUAGCGCUCGCUUUGCAAUUCAAGUUGGAUUAGGCUACUCAGAGUGAGCAGCAUGCUUUAAGAAGUCAGCCAUGGAGGAUCUGACCUGCAGCCAACUACAGUGCUGCCCUUACUCUUGAGAUGCUGCUCCUUUGGCCAUGGGAAACUGUGUACCAGCUAGGACAGCUGAACUGGUAGGACAAACUAUGACCAUUUUUCUUCACAGCCUAAUGGUGUAGAGUCAUUCUUUAAUGUCAAGCUGACGCAAGUAGAAUAUAAAGGAUAGAGGCAGUUGUGUUGUGUGAUACCCUGGGGCUUCAUGUUACAGUACUAGAACAUCAUAAACUGCUACCCUAUUCAUAAACAACCACCCAGUUCACUGUUACUGACCUUCUUGAGUAAAGGAACUUCAGAGGGAGACUUCCAGCUUGAAACUGCUGAACUGUAAUUUAUGAAAAGUUCAGUUCUCUCACCUGUGCCAGAAUCGAGCAACAGUAGCUCAUCUUACCACAUUGUUAAUUAGUUUACUAAUUAUUAGAGAGAGGAUGUGUGUGUUGGCCAUACACAACGAUUUGUAUAGCGAUUUGACAAAGUUUUAGUGUAAAAACAAACAAACGUAUUCAUGGUAUAUUUAUUUCUGGGCAGUUGUGAACAGCAGUCAACUUUUGUUCUUGGCUUUACAUUUUUGGUUUAUUUCAUGGUAACAAAUCAGAACUCCGCUUCCAACAGCAUUAUUGUGGCAUGCAGGCACAGCUGAUAUACAUACAUGCACUCAGAGAGAGACCCCCACCACCACAGCAAAUGCAGGAUAACGCUUCAUGCAUCUGAUAAAGUGGACUCUAUUCCACAGGUCUUUGAGAUGCCGCAAUAUUCUUGCUGUUUUUGCUGCAACAGCCUGACAUAGCUACCGCACCGUUAUGACUCCUUAUGGGGAAGGCUACCAGGCUGUGUAUCCAAUUCCUUGCAAAGUGCUGUGUAGCCAGGCUGGCAACCCCAUUAACUGUGCCAGCGAACGUGCCACGCGGUCACAUGUGGCUGCCGCCUGAACAUCUCGUCCCGAGCCCAUGCUCAGGGAACAUGAAUGGCCGCAAGCACCCGGCAAGGACUCGAUCAAUGCAGAAGGAAUGGGGGGCAGAGCGGGAGGGGAGCUGGGAACGCACUCAUUGCUUGAUUUACAGCAUCUGGACUCCCUGCUUCCGCGGGUGAGAGAAAGGGAGGGGGUGCUAGCACUUCCUCUCUCUGCCCCAGAUUCCCUGCUGUGCCCUGGUGAAAGGCCUAUUGGUCUAAGUGGAAAAGCACUGAGGAGCCUCUGCUGUCAAUUGUGUCACACAUCUUACAAAGCCAAAGAAAGAAGCUUCCUUCAGGUGGGUACAGCCCCAGAACCUUAAUAGGAAACUUGCCACGAAAGCCAGGAGUGGAAUAACCUGUUAUUGCGCCAAUAUCCUCAGAUUGUCUUUGUGGGGACUCUUUGAGAUAAAAUUACACAUACGCCAUCAUCCAAGUGGGCUGGAGCUGCUAGCCCAGGUCUGAUAUGGUGAGAUACCUGUCUUUUUAUCAGAAUCCACUGAACGAACAUUUAAUUCUUCCGACACACUCCACUGCUGACCUGGAAGCUGCUUCUCUUCAACAUGGAAAUGUUAAAGAGAGAUGUCAGCAGCUGAAAGGACUGAAUCAGAACUUAUUAAGAAGUUUUCUUGUAUCUGUUUGGGCAUAAAUAGACACAGUGGUUCCUGUCCCAGUACAGUUUGCUAAUUAACAAUGCUAGGAUGGUUGUAUUUUUACUAGUUACUGCUGUUGUGAAUGCUGCUGCUCUUCCCAUCCCCAUUUAAGUUCAAUUCAGUCUUUGCAUGUACUUUUUGCAUUUUAUUGCCAUUCCGCUCCACUGGUUGUCCUUUUUCUUCUUCUUUUUGCUAUGCGCAGUGUGAGUGUGUGGUGUAUUUACAGUACCAAAUGAGGAUAAUACUUAGUGUCGUAAUAAAUUGGUUCAGUCUUUAAGAUGCCACAAGGCACUUUGUUGGUUUUGCUGCAACAGAUUAACAGAACUGCCCCUCCAGAAGCUGCAUUUAUGCAGUAACAGCUUGACUGUAUCUGGAGGGAGAAGGCUGUUUGGUUAAGAGUAGCCACCCAUAUUAAAGACCCCAUGUGACAGGGCUGGUUUAGCCUUCAGCCAAAAGGCACCAAGGGAAAGUUGCUGGCAAUGCUCAGGCCAUCAACCUUAUCCCCCUCUAAGCAAACCAUGCAAGGUUAUUUGCACAUACCUAGAUGCAUGUAUACACAUGUAUAUGUGCAGGUAUGUAACAGUUACACACAUACUUUUCUGUAAACAAGCAUGCAGAGAAACCUUGGGACAAAUAUGCAUAAAUACAUGUAUCUCACUGCUAGUCUUGGAACGCUCUGGGGCUCUGUUCAUAUUCUGUUUCUCAUUUCAGAAUUGAUGGAGGAGAGGCAACAUCUGUUAAAGGUUAUAUUGUGCUACAGCUCUUCAAAAGUGCCAGAUUCUCUGCCCCUAAAACACAAACAUCCCCCAUAAGAGCAGCCCUUGGAACUGCUGGGUCAAACGUUGCCAUGAUGCAGGAUUGUCUCUUGGCCUGACUCCCUUGUCUUGCAACUAUGGUUGGGGUGCAUUCUGUGUGUGCAAAGUGUUUGCUGACUUCCCCUCUUUGCAUUUGCCCCUCCAAGACUCCACUUAUCGUGGGGAAAUGACUUCAAGCCUCCCUUGUGUCAAGGGUGGAUGUGAAGAAUACAGAGAAAGAUUGGGAUAAGGAUAUUAGGAUGUGGUAUUACUCCCUGCUUGCCACUGGCAAAUGUAUACCUUUGUACAUACCAUACUUUUAAAACACCCCCCCUAAGGAUAAUGGGAAUUGUAGUUUGCCCCUCAUAGAGCUACACUUCUCAGUACCUUUAACCAACUACAGCUCCCAGGAUUCUUUUGGGGUGUGUGUGCUAUAAAUGUAUUGUGUGCGGUCUUUUCUUUGGAGACAGGUUGUGUGCAGGGUCUCCUUGUCCCUUGCAGAGCAUGAAGAUCCUUGGAGGUGAUCCUUUAGGUUGCUGCCGAGUCCCCAUGAUGCCACAAUCCCCACUCCGGCUUCCAUGGCCAGGGCUCACAGCAGAGGUCACUUCUAGCAGGCGUGGCUCUCCCGUACCCUGCCAGUCCCCCCAGUUAGCGCAGCAGAUGGCUCCUUGGCAGCUCUGUGCCAGAGCGGCUGCUGGCUCUAAUUGAAUGACACGGUUAGGUGCACAACUCGCCGGCUGCCAGCCCCCUCCCAUCCCAGUGGCAGGAGGCAAAGCUGAAACGACGGCUUCCAUUUGCUGAGUGCUCACAGCAAUUGUUUGCGAUCAGCGGGCAGCCACGUGCGCCUACGUGGAGUGUGCUGCGUGCACCAGAGGGAGAGCAAAGGAGGUGCAUCCACAGGAGAGGCUCCUGCGAAACGCUCCUGCUGGCAGCCUGUUCAUCUCGGAGCUCCCGAGAAGUAGUGGGGCUCAGGGAGCAACAUCCUCCCCAGCAAAGCAUCCUGGAACAUGGGGCAGGGGCAGGCUGCUGCUGGAUCCCCAGCCAUGAACAGGAGGGCCCACAGAGGCCAAGAGCUCCUUUCCUAGGACACCCACUUUUCCUUUACAAUACCCUUUUUUCUCCUUCCUGUAGUAAAGCUGACCUAUCUCAUAAGCACUCAAGUGCAGCACCCUCUUCCUAACACACCAGCAACUGGAGGGAUCACUGGCUGGGUGUGAGGUGCAAACCGCAGGAGCCAAUGUGAGUUUCUCAGAAAAUAAAAGGAAAUGCUUUAGACCCUCAUGAGAAGCAGCAGCAUUGGGUUGGGGAGGUUUAAACCCAGGGUUGGGGAAACCUGUGGCUGAACUACAAACCCCAGCAUCCCUGGUUGAGGAUGGUGGGAAUUGCGGCCCUGCAGUGUCUGGAGGGCCACAAGUUUCCCUGCCCCUGAUUUAAACAGUCAAGAUGCAAAAGCUGCUAGCACAGGGCUGAUCAUCCAUCCGUAUAACCAAGGGAUUCUAGGAUGCGCCAGCUGCAACGCCCUGCUCCCAAUCUUUGCUUAUUGGCAGAUCACUCCUUCAACUGGAAAGAAACAGCUCUGUCAUGGUUUAUUUAAUUGCUUAUGAAUAAUAGGUGAAAUAUAUUGACAUUUGCAAUGAGAUUAUACAGAAUAUAGUAGAUUAUUAAUAACCAUAUAUGUAUCUAGACAACAAUAGUACUGAUAUAUCUAUAUGUAUGGUAGUGUAGCUGAUUAUAUUUAGUGUAUCCUAUGUCUUUUCUUAUGUUUUAAUUUUUUUGCUUUUUUAUUUGUACUUCUCUCUCUCCCUUCUCUUUUAUCAGUUUAUUUUCUCUAUAACUGAAAUUUUCUUAAUAAGAUGUUAAUAAUUUUCCAAGUGGCAGUUGAUAGAGGAGAGUCUUUGCAAAUUGCUGAUCCAACUUACUUCAAAUUCUGAUUUACCCCUCAAGUAGGUAGGCAAGCGAACUAACGAUCACUUAAGUCUCGUGCAGGAGAACUGAACCCAGAAGCAUCUUCAGGUGAUGUCCCAUCUCUCAGUAGGAGGAGGGGGCAAGGUACAGGCAGUAGCCGCCAGAGAAAUAUUGCUCCAGAGCACGGCCAGAUGUGCCCCAUCCGCUCUAAGCGAAGAGAAGCCAGGCUUUGUUGUUGACACAGCACAUCUCCCGUUCCUUUGAUCUGAAGGCUGCCAUUGUUAUCCUUGGGCAGUACAGGGAACUGGUGGUGCCAGGAUGGAGCUAGAUGCACAAAAGCUCCAUUUUUGUCCAGCAGAAAGCGGCUGCGCUUGAUGAUAGCAUCCUGUCCUGUGUGGUGCUUGGGCUUCUUCUGUGUGGGGCUGAGUGCUUCCAGCCACUUGGAAGUCGUACUGUUCCAAAGGUAGCUCAGACCUUGGCUCUGUCAACGCUGCGGCAAGUAGCCUCUGUUCUUCCCCCUGCCCCUUAGGGGAUAGAGAAAUUGGGGGCAUGUCUAAGGCUUGGGCUAGCAUUGGACGCAUUCAGAAGGGGAACUCUAGGGUGAUGGGCCAAGAUUUUUUAGUAUCAUUUAUUUUCUCUGACAGACCUUAAAGGACUCGGUAUGAUUAAGGAGGACUGAGGCUCCCUCUCCUGGUGAUAUUCUUUUACUACAGCCAAUAACCAGCCUUUGUCACAGAUAGACACACCGUGGGCACUUCCUUCCAGAUGACCUGUUUACUAAGCAUUCGCCCUGAUUUGUUUGCAGGGAGAUAACAUUGGCUAUUUAAUGACCAUUGGUUCGGAAUUGUUUUUGGGGAGAUUAGAUGACAUUGCGUCAAAGCAAGUGUUUCUCUCCCCACCCUCUCCACUCUCUAGUGCAUUCUUCCCACCAGUUUCCAGUCUUACAGGGAAGAAGCUGGCUUGUCACACAAGUUAUAACUGUGCAACCCAAAUUUGCUGGUGCAUAUGUUGUUUUUGGCCCCAGAUGGGGGUGGGGGUGGAACAGGCUUACAUGUGACCGCUGACAUGCGCAGUGACCCGGAACUCAAUCCUCAUGCAAACGGGGAGUUGCCUGUAGUCCGUUUACCAUUAUAUGUUCUUAAUAGAACAGCUCUCACUUAUGGGCUGACAGGUCAGAUAUAGUAAUUUCCCCACUUUAAUUGUGAGUAUAAAAGGGACUUAACAUCUAUAAAAGGGCAAUUUAGUGAUGCCAUGUAAACAUCCAUAGACUGUACGCUCAAUGGGCAUAUUCUGAAUUAGCUACCAAGAGCCAAAGAGAGGAUCCAGUUUUCCUCCCGAGAUUGCCAGGAACAAGCACGAGUAUAUUUCUGUUCCUUCUUCACACAAAACAUAGUUAACAUUGGGCAUUCCCUGUCACAGGAUACAGUAAUGGUCACUGGCUUAUAGGGCUUUGUAAAGGGCGAUAAAUAAUUACAGGAUGCGAAGUCUCAACAGCAGUCGGUCACAAUGGCUUAAAUCAGUGGUUUCUAACCAGUGUGCUGUGGCACCCUGGGGUGUCUUGAAUGAUGGUCAGGGGUGCUGCGGGCAACACUGGGCUCUGUCCCUCUUUCCUUCCCUCCCUCCUCUGAUGCCCUUUCACAUCUACCUCCCAAAGGCUUGCAUAGCUGUUUGUUGAAGCCCUGGCUACAAGCUCCCCAGGCAACUGGUGCCUGUGGGGCUGGCCAGGAGGUGUUGGUUGCCAGGAGCUGAGGCAGCCUCGGAGUAAGCAAGCAAGUGGAUGAGGGAGCCCAGCCAGCCAGUCCGCCAGCCCUUGCUGUGGGGAAUGGACAGACAAUUGGGAGGCCGGGCAGGCAGGCAGGUACUGCGCUGGCCUUUCUUGUUCUUGCUGUUUCCAAGGCUUGCCUGGGAUCCGAGUGCCCUGUGCUGAAGGGGAGCCUAUCUGCCAUGUAGGCCCAGUGGCUCCUGCUGCAGCCACUGCUGCCUCCCAAUUUAAGGUGCUGCCUGGAGGACUCCCAAGGAGAGGGAAGCGGAGAGGAGGCUGAGGGAACACUCCACAAGGGGGGGUGUUCAAAAAAGUGUGUGAGGCUGCCAGCUCUGCAAGCAAGGGGUGACAUAACUGGGCUCCUGAGCCCCACAGGGGUAACACAGAAAGAACGUAGUUGGUCAAGGGAGCCAUGGACUCAAGAAGGUUGAAAACCUCUGGCUUAAAUGAAACCUCCACAUGGAGAGUUCAUUCAUGAAGUAAUGACAUAAAUGAUUCAGAUAAAUCUGUAAAUAUCAGGUGCCAGGGACAAAACAACAGGUAUCUUCAUGAAGCCCCCCUCCUGGCUUGUGGGCUUCCCAAAGCAAUUGUUCUGGCCACUGAUGGAAGCAGUAUGCUGGGUUAGGUGGGGCUUGGUGUGGUCCAGCAGGGCUUUUCUGAUGCCCUGAUGGGCUUAGCUUCCCUGCCAGUGAGUAAAGGGAUCUGCUUGCCUUUCCUGUAGCCUCUUGUGCUCCAUCAGUAGGCAGGCAGAGGGAACAGGCACAGAGGCUCCUUUGUGCUGACUCCUCUUAUGCCUGCUUUGUAUGGGCUGCAGCUGCCAGCUUCCCUACAGCCUGACCCAGGACUAUUCAUCUGGGCAGGCAGGGGGUAGCAGCCCCCUUAGCAUAAUCAAACUCUCCGCCCCCUGCCUGCUUUGCCUCCAGCUGGGGAAGGGGAGUGACUUUAAACCACCAGCAGCGCAAGCAUCCAAAGUUGCAGAAGGGUGUGUGUGUGUUUGUGUGUGUGUGUCCCCAUCCAUAUGACUUGUUUUGUUAUCUGCCUGUUGCCCCUUCUAAAGCCCCUCUUUUUGUGGGAAGACCUUACAGGAUUGACAGUAGGGGAGACCCAGAAGGAAGGAAUAGGAUAACUUACCUCUGCCCACCCUCUUGCCAUUCCCCUACCUGCAAUAACUGACUGUCCUCUUCUGGCAGAAUGGUGCUGUGCCUGGCGAGACGGCUAAGCGAGACGAGAACCUCAAGCGUGGCAACUGGGGCAACCAGAUCGAGUUUGUUCUCACGAGCGUUGGCUACGCUGUUGGGCUUGGCAAUGUAUGGCGCUUCCCUUACCUCUGCUAUCGCAAUGGAGGAGGUGAGUAUUGGCCGGGGAAGGGUGCAUGCAGCACAAGAGAGAUAGGACCCACUCUGCAUUGCAUUUGCUGACAGUCCUGGCCCUGACACUGUCUGGGGCUAGAGCAUGUGCAGUGUUGCAAAUAGCAGGGUAGGACUGAUUCCCUGCCCCCAGCCGGCACUAAACCCAGUGCUCUGGUAUAGCACUGGUGUGUGUGUUUGUGUGUGGUGGGAAUUGCAGUGCUGUGUCCUGCUAGUUCCGGGAUGGAACUUUGUCCCCACAGACGAAGGUGUAUCCUAGGAGCUUCAUACACAACUAUCUGGUGAAUAUAGGGCUCCUCCUGCAGGAGAGGACUGGGAUUCCAUGCCACACUCUGGGCAGCUUUCUCCCCACCCAGAAUAUGACACUUGGGGGAAAUCUCUGCAUUUCUUAAGGGUUUUGAAGCUCCUUUUCCACUGGCUUGAAGCACAGGAAAUUGCCUUGUACUAAGACUAUUUGUCCAUCUAGCCCAGUGUGCCAGGUAGAAGAGGUCUUUCCUCGAUGUGAUAUAGUGGUUCAGAGCCUCAGACUAGGACAUGGGGGAAACCAGGACUCAAAUCACUACCUCACCAGGGGGAGAAGUUAAACGAGGGGAAAGUGGGAUGUAAGUACAACAAAUGAAUAUGACAUCCCAUCUUGAGCUUUUUCAUCUUGAGAUGCUGGAGAGGGACCUUUUUGCCUACAAAGCAUGUGCUUUACCCCUGAGCUAUGGUUCCUCUCCGGUGCUCAUUUCCUCUUCUGUCUCCAGGUGCUUUCAUGUUCCCCUACUUCAUCAUGUUGGUGUUCUGCGGGAUCCCCCUCUUCUUCAUGGAGCUCUCGUUUGGACAGUUUGCUAGCCAGGGCUGCCUUGGUGUCUGGAGGAUUAGCCCCAUGUUCAAAGGUGAGAGGCAGCACAUUCAGUGCAUACAUUCUGUCCGGUUAUUGUGCUACAAACACAUUUGCAGUCUGCAUCCUUUGCUCCCCAUGUGUGGGUAGAGACUUGUGCGCACAUCCGUACAGUAUUUGCAUUUCAACUGGAGUUGCUAGGAGCAAAAUCAAUUUAAGACAGAUAAUCAGUAUUUUGGGGCAGUGGACCUUUGGCAUCUCUGGGCAGGAUUAGUUCAAAAGCAAAAUUUAGAACAUGUAAUACUGCACAUGUAAUACCACUUCCUUUCCAUCAUGCUUAGUCUCCCCUGUUGUAAGUGCAGGAGACCAUGCAGGGCAUGAUGCAGCAUCUGUGCAGCCAGUGUGCUCCCUCCACCUGCAUCCCACGCUCCUUGUUGCAGUUGUGCCUUUGCUGUUAGUGAACCAGGGAGGGCAGGCAGCAGCAGCAUAAUGUGUGAAAGGGGUGGGCAGGCAUGCAGGCCUGAGGGCUGACUAGGCAGAAAGCUGAGGUCUUGGUACGUUAAAUAAUAAAUCAACAAAUUGCACAACCAGGCCCAAAUUGUUCUGCAGUUUGUCUGCCUGUGCCUUAUAUCCACAGCCUCAGUGUAUGUGUGUCCAUACUUGCACAGGCCAUAUACUUUAUUUGGCUGCAAACUCCCAUCCCUAGAUGCCUUAGAGCUCUCCCCCUUGCAACUUGUGCUCACGCUUUCCUUUCCCUCCAGGUGUUGGGUAUGGUAUGAUGGUUGUGUCCAGCUACAUUGGAAUCUACUACAAUGUUGUGAUCUGCAUCGCCUUCUAUUAUUUCUUCUCAUCAAUGACACGGGUGCUACCCUGGACGUACUGCGGCAACUACUGGAACACACCUGAUUGCGCUGGUGUGUUGGACGUUACCAAUGGCUCAGCUGGGUCAUCGCUCAACUUCACACAACUCUUUAACCAGACGGCCAAGCGCACGAGCCCCAGUGAGGAAUACUGGAGGUGAUGAUGAUGGAGGGGGGCAAAUGGGUGUGGGAUGAAGAGGGAACCAGCUUGUCAGUCGGGAAUUGAGGGCCUGCCUCACAAGAGGACAAGCUGACCACCAUGGACACAUCUUAGUUCAAAUAUGCCAGAUGGAGAUCAUGGCCUUAUUUUUACCUUCCCUAAAUUGUUAAGGAUGUUACCAAAACGCUCCAGACCUGGGAUCACUGGGUGUCUCUAAGGGAGGCUGCAUAUUGGAGAGAUGUUGCCCCAAAUAGGGACCAAGCACAAAAGUUUUGAAUGCAGCUGUCCUGAAAGUUUCAUGGGUCAUCAGAAUGAAUGUGGGGAAACCUCUUGUUUGUCAUAAAUGAUGGGAGAGUGUCUAAGGAUUUGCAGCCAGAGGCAAGCACAUCUGGAUAAUUAGAAGGCAGGCUCUUUAUUGCUGAGCCAAGGGAUGGAGAUAGUAGGUGUGAAUAUGAGCCUGCAGCAUUUUCACUUUAAAAGUUCAAAACCAUCCUGUGUAUUUUGCCUCUUGAAUUACAAGAUGGGAACAGAAUAUAUGUUGAGGAUUAUUUUUAUAUUCAUCUUCUGAUUGACCUCAGCUCCAGUCGGGCCCUGAAAUGUUUCUUAUAUUGUGAGGAGGGUUAUAAAUUGACUGUUCCCAUAGGAAUCUGAGAGAUGCUUGUGAUAUUUUUUUUCUUUUUCUAAGUCUCAUGAUGCAAGUGGUCUAGAAAUAACCAAAACCUUGAGGCUAGUGCUAAAUUGUGUGUAUUCACUCGCUUGCUUGCUUGCUUGCUUGCUUGCUUGCUUACUUAUGCACAGGUUCCUAUCUCUGAUUUUCAACUGUUUGAUCAAAGCAGCUAAUGUCAUAAGGCCAUUACGCCAGCAUUUAACAUAAUAGGCUGUCACUCCUGGCAAUGUCAGCAGCCCUAAUGUCUGGGGUUGGACCUUUGGGUGGGGGCAGGUUGGGCAGGUGCAGAUUGGUUGGGGUGUGUUUUCUGGAGCACAUAUGAACUCUGGUUUGUGCUGCUGUCUUCUACCCCAGGCGGUAUGUGCUGAAGCUGUCGGAUGACAUUGGGAACCUGGGCGAAGUACGGCUCCCUCUUCUGGGUUGUCUGGGUGUCUCUUGGGUCGUCGUCUUCCUCUGCCUCAUCAAGGGUGUCAAGUCCUCAGGAAAAGCAAGUAGUGUUCCUUCUCUUCUAACUUCUCCAUGGAAAUCCAAAGCACAAUGACCUCUCUGGCCCUCCAACAUGGCCUACCCAAUGCCUGUGAACAGUCUACCCCUCCUCUCUUAUCCAGGCCUAAUGAGUUGCUUGUGAGAAACGUUUACUUCAGAAUUGCCCUUCUAGAUCCUUAGGAAGAGGCUGAGCUGUGUGCCCAGUGCUUAGACCUUGACUAAGCAGGGGACACGGAUUCAUGAUAUAGGCAGAAAAAUCAUGCUGCCAAACAGACUGUUGGUACUAAAGCAGUGUUCCUCACUUGGGUCUCCUGCUGCUGUUGGCCUACAACUCCCACCAUCCCUAGCUAGCAGGACCAGUGGUCUGAGAUGAUGGGAACUAUAGUCCAACAACAGCUGGAGAUGCAAGUUUGAGAAACGUUGUACUAAAGAAACAUUCAACAAUAGCAGUAACAACAGUGGCAAGUUUUCCUUAAGAGCGGGACGGGGAGUAAAAGUUAAGUUGCAAGCCUGUUGCGACUGACACAGUGAUGAAACUAAGUUUUCUGGGGGAGAAGACAUCUUUGUCCAGUUGCUGGAAACCAUAGGCAGAUAGAGUGCUCUUGUGCUCGGGUCCUGCUUGAAGGUUUCCCACAAGCAUCUGAGUGGCCGCAGUGACAACAGAACACUGGACAUUGGAUGCCAUUGGCCUGAUCCAGCUGACUCUUCUAAUGUUCUCAUCCAACUUUCCUAUUGACUCCCAGGUUGUGUAUUUCACGGCAACCUUCCCGUACGUGGUGCUGACAAUCUUAUUUGUGCGGGGGAUAACCCUUGAAGGAGCCGUUACCGGGAUCAUGUACUAUCUGACACCGCAGUGGGACAAAAUUCUUGAUGCAAAGGUACUUGUGUGGAAUGCCUGGUAGGCUUGAGCUGUUGCCCCUGGGACAUGAUCUCUGGGAUUUCAUGAUCACACCACCUCUUCCCCUCCCCUCCUUACCAUAGGAGUUUGGGGAGCUGUGCUGGUAAUGCCCUUUCCUUGUCUUUCGUAGGUAUGGGGAGAUGCAGCUUCCCAGAUCUUCUAUUCAUUGGGCUGUGCCUGGGGUGGACUUAUCACCAUGGCAUCAUAUAACAAGUUCCACAACAAUUGCUACAGGUAAGAUUCAUUCUAUAAGCAAUCCAGAAAGGAUGUUGAAACUAUUUGUUGGCGUGGCAUAGUUCUUGUCUCUGGAAGGUGUCUAUAGGGAGGUGCACCCCUUCCAUUUUGAGGUGCUCAAUUUUAGAUGCUGCCCAUUUUCAAGUUGUUCCAUAAAACCAUGAAGUCUAGGGACUUGAUUUCAUCACCAGAGCCUUAAUAAAACAUAUAGGGCAAGGUGGCUAACCUGUGGUCCUCCAGACGUUGUUGACCGCCAGCUCCCAUCAGUCCCAGCCAGCAUGGCCAAUGGUCAGGGAUGAUGUACUCUAAGGGCCACAGAUUAGCUACCCCUAAUAUAGGGGAUAUGUUCAGAAUUAAACACGGUGGACUAGUUACCUCAUAUAUAUGUCAGCCACACUUUGUUAAGGGAAGUAAGAGGUGAUUUUCCCUACUCCUUUUAAAAUUUAAAUUUUGUGUCUUACGCUUUUUUGUUCCUCCAUAAAUCAGAGCUGCUUAUCUCUGGUGAUAUUGUUGAGAGUUAGAAGCGCUUAGCUUUAGGAAAUACAAAGUACAUGAGAUACCAUGAAACCAUUCGCUUGACCUUUUCCUCCUUCAUUCAAUGAUUUUUUCAUGGCUGAAAUAAUCUCUCCUUCUCUCCACCUCCAAGGCUCAUUCUUUGACCCUUUCCUUGGUGUCUCAUAAUGUGACAUGUCCUCCCACUUCCAACAGGGACAGCAUCAUCAUCAGCAUCACCAACUGCGCCACAAGUGUCUAUGCAGGCUUCGUCAUCUUCUCCAUCCUUGGUUUCAUGGCCAAUCAUCUAGGUGUGGAUGUUUCCAAGGUGGCUGACCAUGGUCCUGGCUUGGCCUUCGUGGCAUAUCCAGAGGCACUGACACUACUUCCUAUCUCGCCCCUUUGGUCUGUUCUCUUCUUCUUCAUGCUCAUCCUGCUGGGGCUGGGAACACAGGUAAUCAUGGAAAUUGACCCAUCAGAUAUUGUGGGGUGGGAGAGAGGGUAUAGGCACCUAUGUAGAACAGACACAUUUGCAAUUGGGGCACUUGAGUGCUUUAGUAAUGGAGGGCUGGAUAUGUGAGAAUGGGCACUGGUGUCUGAGGCAUUGCAGAACUGGGUGAUGGAGGGUUUGACAGAAAUCACCCAGGGCACUGCAUCAGAAAUGAAUUCUCCUUUUUCCAGACUGGGUAGAGCAAGGACGAGCUGAGUCACAUGCUUAGGGACUAGGGAUAGGUAGCCAAGCUGGUUGCAUCCAGAUGUUUUGGACUACAGAUUUCCCAUCCGCCCCAUGUGACAUGGCCAAUGGUCAACGAUGGUAAGAAUUGUAAUCUAACAACAUCUGAAAGGUAUCUCUUUGGCUAUCCCUACUGCAGACAAAAAAGUUACAUUUUUUUUAAAAAAAAAUUAUUAUUAUUAUCAUCCUCAUGCAUUUAUUUAUAUCACAGCUUUUACCCUGACAGGGACUCAAUGUGGCUUACAGAUAAAAUAAGAACAGAUAAGAAUGGUGUUAUAUAAAAUGUUAUUUGUGCCCACGUUGUCCCAAAGAACAAAGAAAGCAUCUUUGAUCACAGGCUGUGGGCCACAUCUCAAACAGUCCAGAUCCUCGCCCUGAAAGUGUAUUAGAACUGGUUCAGGUGGAGGAGGAAGGCAGCAGGCCCUGUUGCUAAAGGGGGUGGAUGGAGAGGUUGGAGCCAUCUCAAUAUUCCUCACGUCCUGUUUCUCCUUGGUCAAUUCUCUCCUUAGUUCUGCCUCCUGGAGACUCUGGUCACAGCCAUUGUGGAUGAAAUAGGAAAUGAGUGGAUCAUCCGUCGGAAAACCUUUGUGACUCUAGGUGUGGCUGUAGUGGGCUUUCUUCUAGGGGUUCCACUCACUACACAGGUAUGGGGCACAGGGAGAGGGGGCAUUCUUAGGGAAAUCAGCCCUUACUGAGCUGAAGGCAAUAGGUGUUGCCCAUACUGACAGCUUUCCUUCCCUCCAUUCUCCAGGCUGGCAUCUAUUGGCUGUUGUUGAUGGACAACUAUGCAGCAAGCUUUUCACUUGUCGUUAUUUCGUGCAUCAUGUGCGUCUCUAUCAUGUACAUCUAUGGUAAGUAUCCUGAGAGUUGCCUGGAAGCUUCUUCUGGGGUAGCGAGUCAAGAUAUGGGCCGUUUGCACUUCGUCCUUUUUAGAAGCUAUGUCAGGAAUAAGCUGGGCAGCGACUGGCAUUCCCAAUCAGAAUUGGGCAGGGUAUUCCACAGUCCAACAAAACCUUUCACUGGUAGUCAAGACUACCAAGACAUCUUCCUUCUGUCUGCAGUGUGACUGACAGAUAGGAACCCUAGGAUUGUUAGGGAAAUUGAAUAAAUUAUAUUCAACAAGAAAAAGGGACUGUGGUACCUCUGGAGGGAAAUCAGCAAACCCUCUGCUCAUUCUUGGCUUGUGAAACCUUCACCAUAGAUUAGUUUCUCCAGACUAACGAUGAAGGCAAUGUUUUCCCUAGUCCCCAAAUCCAUAUAGGAGUAACGUCACUCAGGCAGGGCGAUAUGGAUUAUGUUGAAGAUAACAUGUCCAACAAGGCUUCUAGCAAUGGUCAGUUUGGUGAGGCACUUGCUGAGGUCCAAGAUGCUGACCUGAUUUCCCAUUCGCCAGUGAGAGAAAUGCUUGUUGCUAGGAAAAUAAACUGUGCAAGAGCAGGCCUGGUGUCAGCAUCUGGAAUCUUGGACAACUGCUGAGGCCUCAGUAUUAUUUCUUGGCCCACCAAUGCUGAUGGCUGCUCUGGAUCUUCUAUGCCUUUCAGCUGGGACUGCAGGCAGCACUAUAUCACCACCACCACCACUCCCAUCACCACAAUUUAUUGAUCACCUUCUUAAACCACUGGUCUUAAGGCAAUGUACACUUAAAAUAAUUAAAAGCAAUUAAAAACACAAUAACAAUAAAUACAAUUAAAACCCUAAGGAAUAGACACUCUUGUAAACAGCUAUUUAUCCAGCUGGGAAAGUCUUUGCAUUUCCCACAGUGCCCUAGAGCUACAUCAGGCACCCAAGGGCAUUGUGGGAAAGUACAAGGGUAUCUCCUAGCUGUCUGUGGAAGUUGGCUCACUAGAGGGCCCAGUUCCCACCCCACAUAAGAAACACAACCCUGGAACUGGCUGUGUGCAAGGGUUCAGCUCCGUUGUCUCAUCCAGGUCCUUUCCCAUGAAGCAGUUGGAACCUCUGGGGCAAACUGACUAUCUGGUGCUCUGCUUCCUCUGUCAAAGCAGGGGAAAUCUGUGGAAUCAUGAUGUGGGGUGGGAAGAGAGACCCAUCACGCUGGGAGAAAGUGCACAAUCUACAAUGUGGAGUCCCACAGACACCCUACUACAUACAACAGGGCCCAUGGAAACCUGCAACUGGCCCUAGUGCCCAGUUACAACAUCCCUGGUUCGUGCCACUCCUCUGAUCACCCUUUGCCUCUGCUUCACACAGGGCACCGGAACUACUUCAAGGACAUUGAGAUGAUGCUGGGCUUCCCACCACCCAUCUUCUUCCAAAUCUGCUGGAGAUUCAUCUCUCCUGUUAUCAUAUUUGUGAGUGUGUGACAAGAACACUCCCAGUGAGAGGGGGCUAGAAUGGGAGGGAGAGGACUGUGAACAGCCACUCACAUAUGAGCUGGGGGAGGGGGGAGACGUUAGGUAGCGCACCAGUACAGGAGAAAACAGUGCCAAGGAAGAAGACAAGGGAAAUACCAACGAGGAAGAACCACAUCUGCAGAGGCAAGAGGGGUUCCCAAAGAUGCAGUGAGUGUAACAUUGGGCAUAAGCGUAACCAGUAUGAAGGAGGACAGGAGGGUGUGGAAUUAGGGCAGUUGCCUGAUGCCACCCCCCACUCUUGCUCCCCUUGGGCUUUGUAUCACUCAGUCUUCUUUCCCCUCUCUCCUCAGUUCAUCCUCGUGUUCACAGUGAUCCAGUACCGACCGAUCUCCUACAAUACCUAUGUGUACCCCACCUGGGCCAUCUCCAUCGGUUUCCUUAUGGCGCUCUCGUCGGUCAUCUGCAUCCCUAUCUAUGCCGUGUUCUGCGUGUUGCGCUCAGAAGGGGACUCGCUGAUGCAGGUGAGGCUGUCCGUGAGCAGGCUAGCCAAGCGCCCCCUGCCUUGGAUCCCAAUGGCCAAGGGCUUUGAAACCACUAACCCGCUCCCUUGCCUCCUGUCUCCCUGCAGCGUUUGAAAAACGCUACCCGUCCCAGCCGCGAGUGGGGCCCAGCCCUUAUGGAGCACCGGAAAGGCCGCUAUGCGCCAGUACUCAGCUCCUCCACGGAGUCCCAGCUGGAGGUGCAGCUGCUGAACCCCGAGAAGCCCAAGAGCGACGAGGCUGGCGUGGCUGUUGCCAUCACCGUGGGAACCAACGGCUCUACCCACAGCCAGGACUCCAAGAUCUGA
Podarcis lilfordi (Lilford's wall lizard) is the source of this 42369-nucleotide messenger RNA. The record is from the annotation of a GenBank genome assembly. NCBI's taxonomy places the organism in Eukaryota, Metazoa, Chordata, Lepidosauria, Squamata, Lacertidae.